Messenger RNA from Fusarium graminearum PH-1, 444 nucleotides. RefSeq lists its product as uncharacterized. The coding region runs from base 163 to 312 and encodes 49 amino acids. The transcript has 5 exons. The record is from RefSeq and is a predicted model, not a curated record. Lineage: Eukaryota; Fungi; Ascomycota; Sordariomycetes; Hypocreales; Nectriaceae. Gene Ontology annotation, biological process: mitochondrial electron transport, ubiquinol to cytochrome c.
AAUCUCUAGAACCUCCCCAUCCUUCAACCGAAGCCUCACAACGCCCGUCGCAGACGUCCACCACCGACUCCUAGCCGUGUUCCAGACGCCCAAUUGCGCAAUUCAGUCAAAAUGGCCUUCGCCAACACCCUCUACAGGAGCCUGUUCUCCACCAACUACCUGAUGCUCGCGACCGUUUUCUCUGCCGGCUUCGCUUGGGAGAUUGGCUUCAACAACGUCAUGGACAAGGUCUGGGAUAACCACAACCGAGGCCGACAAUGGAAGGACAUUCGACACAAGUUCAUCGAGGGUGGCGAUGAGGACGAGGAAUAAAGAGGUUGACCGGGAAAUUGAUUAUCGAGCAACAAACGAGGCGAGGGACUGAAUCCAUGUCACUAGCCGUGUACAAAUUAGAAGAGAAUUAGAGGCAGGAUUUCACACACAAGGCUUCCCUAUAUCCUUUGG